AGGAAGGGAUGGCCUCCACUUCACUCACGCUCCACAUUUCGCCCCUCACUGCGGCGGCCGGCGGCUGCUUCCACUCCACUCCCCGCAUGGGCUCUGAGGAAGGCGGGAUGCUUCUGGCGGCGCCGUCGCUGGACGACAUGGACGACAACAUCCUCGCCAACAUCCUUCUCCGCCUGCCCCCGCAGCCGUCCUCCCUCCCGCGCGCCUCCGCCGUUUGCAAGCGCUGGCACGGCCUCGCCUGCGACCCCGGCUUCUGCCGCCGCUUCCGCCGCCACCACCGCCGGAGCCCUCCACUCCUCGGUUUCUUCAACCCAGAAGAAUUCCUCACCUUCGUGCCCACUCUCGAUGCCCCGAAUCGUGUCGUACCCGGUCGCUUCUCCUUGCUGUACGAAUACAGCUACCGCUACGAGGCCUGUGGAUCUCGCCAUGGUCUCGUAUUCAUCUUCGACGAUGAGUAUCGCCAUAUCUUGGUGUGGGACCCUGUCACCGGUAAGCAGGACCGCCUUGACAUACCCCUGGAAUUCAAAGAUGAUAUCACCGUAAAGGGGACGGUGCUUCGCGAUGCCGGAGACGUCCACUUCCGGGUGGUCUUGGUAGUGGGGGACACCGAAGGCAUACAACAGAGACAAUCGCUCGCCCGUGUUUACUCCGCAGAGACCAACUCAUGGGGUGAUCUCAUCUCACUGCCGCUUCCUCCCGAGGCUUAUGCGAAGAGAUUUCCUAUGGUUAUUCUGGACAAUCCUGCUGUGUUGGUUGGGGAUUCCCUUUACUGGCAGCUUGCUGGAUGUUUAAGUGGAAUUCUAGAGUUUAAUUUGGAGAGGCGGCGCCUAGCUGUGAUACGGGUGCCGGUGCAUGUUAAUCGCCUCUGGUUUUCAAUUAUGCGGGAAGAGGGUGGUGGGCUAGGUUUGGUCUCCGUGUCAGGCUUCACUGCCCGAUUAUGGAAGCGGAAGACCGAUAGUGAUGGCGUUGCAUCGUGGGUGUUGAGAAGAACUAUUGAACUGGACAAGCUACUUUCCCUGGAUAAGAAAGAGCAUGAUCACAUUUUGAUGCGAGGUUAUGCUGAGGAGAAUAAUGUGGUGUUUCUCAGCACAGCUAUUGGGCUCUUCAUGGUCCAGCUUCAGUCAUUGCAGUUCACAUUCAUGAAACAUACCAAAACCACCAAUAUUGCUUCCAACCAUCCGUUCGAAAGUGUCUAUACUGCAGAAACACGCAGGAAUGGACCUGAAGAGUUUGACCUUUCAGAACAAUACAUAGGAUGGCCCGAAUAGAUAUGCUAUUAUUAUGUAUUGGUCGAGCAGGUACCUAGAGCUACAUGCUGGUGACUGAGAUGCAGAAAUGGGUUGUUUGGUGAAGUUUCUUCCUUUUCGUAUGCUUGACGAGGAGGGUGUUCCUCUAUGUAGCAUCCAUGGUUCAGUUGUGAAGAGGACUUGUAGGAAUUAAUCUGUUAAUUUUGCUCCUAUUAUCUAAUUUAUGUAGCCAUUUAUUAACUGGCGUGAUGGUUGAAGGCACUUUGGCUUUCUUAGUUUAAUUAGUAAUUUA
Molecule: messenger RNA, 1539 nt
Organism: Lolium perenne
Lineage: Eukaryota; Viridiplantae; Streptophyta; Magnoliopsida; Poales; Poaceae
Molecular function (GO): protein binding
Source: RefSeq, a predicted model, not a curated record